Messenger RNA from Myripristis murdjan (pinecone soldierfish), 5376 nucleotides. RefSeq names its product checkpoint suppressor 1 (gene ches1). The transcript is spliced from 6 exons. The record is from RefSeq and is a predicted model, not a curated record. Bases 369 to 1826 code for a protein of 485 amino acids. Gene Ontology annotation, cellular component: nucleus. Gene Ontology annotation, biological process: regulation of DNA-templated transcription. NCBI's taxonomy places the organism in Eukaryota, Metazoa, Chordata, Actinopteri, Holocentriformes, Holocentridae. Gene Ontology annotation, molecular function: DNA-binding transcription factor activity; cis-regulatory region sequence-specific DNA binding.
ACACGUAUACACACAUGCGCACACACACAUACACACGGAGCCCUGCUCGCGGAGUGGAGAGCGAGCGCGCAGAGAGGGAUAAACAGAGGGAGCGAGAGAGACUAUAGGAACGCAGUGGCUUGUGUGCGUGUGUUUGUGUGUGUGUGUGUGUUUGCGUUGCGCUCCGUGGUAGAAACGACUGCUGCUGGGGCGGAAAUGGAGGGGCUCGGGCACAGCGCUGGAAAUUGACGGAGCUACAGAGACGGAGAGAGAGAGAAAGAGAGAGAGAGGUAGAGGGAGAGAGAGAAGUCUGACAGAGGAGAGGAAGAGUGUGAAGAAGGGGCUCGUCUGGAACACAGAAGGAUCCUAAGGAGCGAGCCCUGGGCUGGAUGGGACCCACCAUGCCCCCCAGUAAGAAGGCCCAGAGCCCCAGUAGUGGAGCCAGUGCCUCACAGGGCCUGAGCCCUCCAUACCGGCAGGGGGACGGUGCCACGGCAGCCUCCGAGGCAGAGGCAGCCGACCUCUCCCUGUCCCUGUCGGCCUCCUUCUCCAAGGCCGAGGACGAGGAGCUCACGAGCCUGUCCUGGCUCCACGAGAGCACUGACCUCCUCAACAGCUUCAGCCACUCGGGGCUGCGUAGCGUCUCACCUCUGCAGGACCCCGACGGCCAGCGACCCCGCUCGCCCUCCUCCUUGUCUCCCUCCCCCGAUGACCCCCUGCUAGGUGACGGCCACUCUCCGUACGACCUUGCGGCGGGGGCCAACCGGAAGCCGCCGUACUCCUUCAGCUGUCUGAUUUUCAUGGCCAUCGAGGAUGCGCCAAACAAGCGGCUGCCAGUGAAGGAUAUCUAUGGCUGGAUCCUGGAGCACUUCCCCUAUUUCGCCAGCGCCCCCACAGGCUGGAAGAACUCGGUGCGCCACAAUCUGUCCCUCAACAAGUGCUUCAAGAAGGUGGAUAAAGACAGGAGCCAGAGCAUAGGUAAAGGCUCUCUGUGGUCCAUAGAUCCCGAGUACAGGCACAACCUGAUCCAGGCGCUGAAGAAGACGCCGUAUCACCCCUACUCGCCCGGCCUCGCCACCCCCUCCACCUCCCCGCCCACCCUGCCUCAGACAUAUCACCACAGCCCUCCACUGUGGUCGGGGAGUCCCCUCUUCAGAAAGAAUGGAGGAGUUCUCCUACAAGUUCCUCGGGGUGUGAUCCAAAAUGGCGCCCGUGUCAGGAGCCAGGCACUGUUUCCUGUCAUAAGACCCCUACCCAUAAGCCCUGUGGGGAGCAGAACCUCGGCCAUAAGAUCAGCCCUGGGAGAUUAUCUAAGCCGAGGAGAGGACAGUGCAUCCUGCUACUCCCCCCCGCCCUGCGGCGAGGACCUCCAGGAUGACCACACCUACAGCACCGCCAAAUCCCCCAGCAGGCUGUGCUCCUCCCAGGUCGCCGCCCCCUCCUCUCCCCUGGACGAUGACGACAUCAUCGCUGUCGAGAUCCAGUCUGACGUGAAACCCGAGCCACGGGAGAUCCCGCUGGAUUCACACGUCACCACUGCCGCCGCUACCUACAUUUCCCAGCAGCCCCCACGGGGACAGAGACGCACUUCAGGGCUGGGAGCAGGGACACUGGCGGGAAGCAGUUUGCCCUGGACCAAAAACCGAAUGAAGGGCAUUAGCGACACGCUGCCGCUGAAGAAGCGGCGCGCGGCAGCGGUGGAGAAACCGCCGGAGAGCGACGACGAGGAGAUGAAGGAGGCGGCGGGGUCGCUGCUCCACCUGGCAGGGGUCAGAGCCUGCCUCAACAACAUCACAAACCGCACCGCCAAGGGCCAGAAGGAGCAGAAAGAGGCCCUGAGAAACUAAGACACACACAUGCACGGACAGACACACACAUACAAAGACAUACAUAUAGUAUAUAGUCAUGCAAACACAUGCAGACACACACAGAAUAACACACACACAUGGACACAUGCACAAACACAGGCCAACAGGUAAUGUUACUGAAGCAUUAGUCUCAACGGACACUUCUCAUCUCCCUCUAUCUCUAUCUAUCUGCAGGGCAUUAGGUGAAUCCUACUUCUUUGUGGCAAUAUCAAAAAUCUCUGUUUUCCUACAUGUUCAGCAACACUAACAUCAGUGGGGUAUUUCUCAUGCGUCUUUGUUGUUUUUGUUGUUUAAAAGGGGAUGAAAGCCAUACAAAAGCAUGUUUUGUCAUUAAUUAGAACGAGUCGGACAUGACAAAACUGAAUCACAUUGAGGAGCGUAUAUGAACAGAAGAUGGCUCUUUGUCUUAUUGUUUAUUUAUAUGUGAAUCUGUAGCAAUCUUGCAGUGAUGCCAGCAAGAAAGCCGAGCCAGUGAGACAAGCCUAUUUAACAGACGUAGAGCUCUCUUGGCUGCUCACUUGCAUCACUCUCUACAUCCAUGAGCACAAAUGUGAGACUGUGCCAAAGAUAAGCGACCAGGUUGCUUCAUGUAGCCGAUAUGACAGCUAAAAUAAUAAUGAUGAUGAUAAUAAUAAUAAUAUUCAUGAUAAUAAUAAUGAUAAUAACAAUAAUAAUAAUAAUAAUAAUAAUAAUAAAACAGAAGGCAUAGUAAAGUCAGAGAGCUAGAAUAGAGAAAAACGACCGAAAGUGUCAAAAUAAUUGUAAAACCCAAUGUGAUAUAUUCAUGCACUUCAGAUUAUUUUACGCCACUUAGAAUAAAAGCAUCAUGGGUAAAGACAUGGUUUAUUUCGAGAGCACUCAUAGUAUUUAAGAAUAGUUAUAUUAAAGAAAAAACAUGGUCAUGUUUAUCACCAUAGAGAUGGAUAGUGUGCCGGGUCUGAGGCAAUAUCUCCUUCAUUUUGUCGUUGUUGUUGCAUAAUGUAAACGUCCCUAAAACUUUUCCAGUACUUCUGUCCAUAGACGUAGAUACCUGGUAUAGAUAUAGUAGCUAUCAGUAGCUACCACACCUGCCUAUUCAUUUUACAGUGUCAGAGAACUAUAUACAUGAACUGUGGGUUUAGAUUUCUGUUUGUAUCCGUUUACCCUCACUCUACCCUCAUAAAUAUAUAAGCAAUUUGUCCCCUGUGGACAACUCUGUAAAAAGGUUAGAAAAUAUUUUAUUUUUUUCCUUUCUUAAUUGAAGCAAUUUGACCUGCAGGACUUUCUCAGUUAUAUUGCAUGGGUGCUUGUAAAUAAGAUAAAAAGCAAAUCUUUUUUAUUCAAAGAUCAUGUAAGAUAAACAAUGUAUUUAGCAUGAAGCAUGACUUAUUUUCAUAUAAACCUUGAUCCUAGAGGAAAGAAAAAAAAAGUUUUGCCGCCAAUUCUUAUACCCUCGAUUACGUUCAAAUUUUAUUUUGAUUUUUUUUUUUCUUUUCUUUUUUUUUUUCUGAGCGGGCUUUCAAAGACACAUCUUCAGGGAGGAACGUGGGCGAUCACUCUGCAAUUGGAGGCCCAAGGGUGCCACCUCUGGGCUUCAAUUCAGGCUAUGUAGGCCAGCUGAAUCACCCUUUAGGGGUGGGCUUCAGUCUUCUUCUGCCUGUACAGUGACAUAGGUGUUCAAUGUUAAUCCCAGUGUUAUUUCAAAACAUGUCUGUAGAGUGUGUGAGUUUGCGUACCAAGGAACACACACCCUUUAACAUUGUGCCUGCCUGCCUGCCCUCAAUACCUCUGUUGUCAUGUCUCUGACAUGUUUUGACAGAAUGUUUCUUGUCUUUAUUUAUAACAGUAUUGUUAUUUUCUCCUCUGUGUAAAUGUAUAUGUGUCCUUAUUUUCCAUUUGGCAUUGUUCAGUGUAAAUGUAUGGAACAGCUGUGCAUGGGAGCCUGCAUUUGUUGGUGUCCUGAAGGAACCUCAUACCUCUGAAAAGGCCACUUGGACAGAACGGAAAAGGAGGAGGAAUGGAAAAGAUGGCUUAAAUUUAAAAAAAAUAUAUAUAUAUAUCUUAUUUACACCUCCAUAUUGUAACUCUUAAAUUAAAACGAAAGGGACAUGGAUGUGAAUUUUGCAUAGUUUAUCACAUAUUUAUCUUGAAAGGGUGAAACCUGGAGAUCUGAGGUGCAUUUCUUUAUCAGUUUUGCUACAGGUUACCUUUUAGACUCGCUGUACAAGUGUGUAUGUGUAUCUCAUUUAUGGUCAUGGGAAGCUGACUUGAUUGAAAUUCCCAGGGGCAGUAGCGAGUAGCAAGUGUCAAAAGUGAUAUGUUACAAUUACUGCACUGCCACUACUUGGUAUGCUUAAGCUGUAACAAAAAAUGCAUUAAACUAUAAUUUCUUUCCCUCACCUCCGGAGAUACAGUACAUAUAAUAUACAGUUGAGCUGGAUCAACUGAAUGGAAUAACAUCUUUGUGGGAGAAAGCAUACGCUGGGUUUGGUUGGAGAUUAUGUGCAGUGGUGUAGCAGCAGAGUCAGACGUGGUUUUGUUUGAGCUGAAUAGAUGCUGAAUGAUUGUCAGUGAGCCAAGCAGGCAAACAAAUGCAGACAUUUCUCGCAUGUCCCAUCCAUCGGUACAGUCUUACCACCUGUAGCAUGCAUCACUGGCUUUGCAUUUUGUAUGGUAUCCAUGCCAACGUUUAAAAAAAAAAAAAAAAAAAAAAAAAAAAAAGGCUGAAGGAGAUGCUGUCUGUGUCCUUGCUGUGUGCCAUUCGUUUUUCGUCUGAUAUCCGUCUGAUAUCUCAGUGCUCCCACAGGCCAGGUCAAGCGCUCUGCUGUAUUUGCGGUAACAAACCACUGUUGUGGUGACUAAUAAUGUGUUCAGUCAGCAAGAGGCAUGUCAAGGAGAGAAUGUGUUGCUUUAGCAACCACCUUUUUUCCUCUGACUCACUCGGUGACAUGCAGGAAAAAUGAACUCCUGACCCACGAGUCCUGGAAAAAUAGAGCAACACAAAAAGUAGGACAUUUAAGCAAAGGAAAUAUACUUCACUGCCUGAAAAGCCCCCCACCCCCCCCAAAAAAACAAGUGUUUCUUUCAAAUCUGCCAAACGUACAGUGCAGCACUCUGUAAAAUGGUUGCCAUUUUAUUUGUUGAUGUUUUUAUGAGCGUUUUCAUUUUUGUGUUUUGUUUUUUCUCUGACAAAAAUACCUACAAUACUGCCGUUCUUUUUGGUGACUGUAUGAGCUGAGUAUUUGAAAGCCAUAGGUUAGAGAUGUCAACAUGCAAAACUAUUAUUGAUAUGUGAGAUGUGAUGCAGAGUGCACCCAGGUGUUGGUUUUUCAGUAAAUGUUCAAUUCUCUCCUUAUUGUGCAAUCAUAUUGCCAAAGAACGAUUUCAGACUAUUUCAUCACUACAUGUAAAUAUCAACGUUGUCCAAUACUGUGGCAAAAAAAUAUAAAUGUUGUUUUAUUUUGUUUUCCAUUUUUCUGAAAAACUACAAUGAUGUUUAUGUGAUGUAUUGUCUUCCAGUUGGUUGCAAUAAUAAAAAAUACAAGUUGCA